AUGGCAGAUCUUGUUCCCGUUCCUAAUCCACAAACAAAUCCUUUGUUCUUGCAUCCGAAUGAAAGUCCAGCUUUAGUUUUGGUUUCACCACUCUUAAAUGGUGAAAACUAUCACUCAUGGGCUCGAGGGAUGAAAAUGGCUUUAAUUUCCAAAAACAAGCUCGGUUUCAUCGAUGGAAGCAUUCCUCCACCAAAUCCAGACAAACCUACGUUUGCUGCUUGGCAACGAUGUGAUACGAUGGUGAUGGCGUGGAUUCAAAAAUCCAUAUCAACGUCCAUAGUGAAAUCAAUCAUAUGGAUAGAACUUGCUCGUGAUACCUGGUUGGAUUUACAAGAACGAUUUUCUCAAGGAGAUGUGUUUCGAAUCUCAGAUCUAAUGGAAGAGGCUUUUCGAUUGCAUCAGGGAGACAGAUCUGUUGUUGAUUAUUAUACACACCUCAAAACAGUUUGGAACGAGUUAGACAAUCUCAAACCUCUCCCUAAUUGCAUCUGUGUUGUUCCAUGUGUGUGUGGAGCAAUCACCAGAAUGAGAGAGUAUCGAGAGCAAGAGCAAGUUAUACGGUUCUUGAGAGGAUUAACCGAUCAAUUUGCAUUUUCAUCAGUUUUCAAUGUCACAAACCGAAGAGGAGGUCCUAGUUAUGGAGGCCAACACGGUCCUAGUUAUGGAGGCAUGCACGGUCCUAGUUAUGGAGGCCAGAAUGGAGGCCGAUUUACUGGCACAUUCAAUGGCAGAGGAAAAGGUCGAAGUUUUGGAGGCAGAUCUCAACCUAACCGCAUAUGCACUCAUUGUGGCAGAAGCAAUCAUACAAUUGAGACAUGUUAUCAGCUACAUGGGUUUCCACCAAGCUACCGCGCAAGCACUAGAACUUCCAACACAAAUGCUGCAAGCACAGAUUCUAACAACUUCCAUCAAGAUGUUUCGGUUGCCUCACAAUCAGAACCGUACAUGCACAUGACCGAAAGUGAGUAUCACCAAUUGAUGGAACUUCUGCAUCAGUCUCCCCCUACUGGUCCUCUUACUGCACUUGCAACAAAUCAUGUGAGCAAUAUGGCCCAAGUUUCCAGCAUAAACACAGCAGAAAGAAACGACAUAUCAGGUAGCCCAAAUACUCAAUGGAUUGUGGACACAGGUGCAACAGACCACAUUACACAUUCUAUUUCUGCUUUUGCUUCAAUUCAUGCUAUUACUCCUCUUUCAGUAAUUCUCCCAAGUGGUUCUCAAGUUUAUGCUCAUUAUUCAGGCACCAUUCACUUAACAUCCGAUUUAAUUCUCCAUGACACACUCUAUAUCCCACAAUUUCAUGUCAAUCUGAUUUCUGUAUCAAAACUCAUCACAACCCUUAACUGUUCACUCACCUUUGAUUCUGCACUAUGCUUCAUCAAACAGAUCCCAUCAUAG
Gastrolobium bilobum is the source of this 1398-nucleotide messenger RNA. RefSeq lists its product as uncharacterized. Bases 1 to 1398 code for a protein of 465 amino acids. The transcript has 2 exons. NCBI's taxonomy places the organism in Eukaryota, Viridiplantae, Streptophyta, Magnoliopsida, Fabales, Fabaceae. The record is from RefSeq and is a predicted model, not a curated record.